AUGGCGGAAGGCACCGACUCCGCUGGCAUCAGUGGCAACACGGCAGAUUCCUUAGACAAGGAGGGAGCCAAGAGGAGAGACAGUGAAAUGGCGGUCGAUGGACGCACCUCGUGCCCUACCAAGGAUGACGGCGAUGUCGCAGAAUGCGACGGAAAGAACGAUGCUCCCCCUGGGUGCUCUCCCGUCGAGAAGGCAGAGGCUUUGAAGACCGAGGGAAAUGAAUUAUUUAAACAGCACCAGUAUGCCGAGGCGGUUUCCAAGUACUCAGCUGCAAUUGAUACGAUCGAUGAAUCACCGCUGGACCCUAAGGAAACGCAGCUUCAUGUCUACCUCUGCAACAGGUCUUUCGCUCACCUACGAAUGGAAAACUUUGGCUCUGCAAUCAUAGAUGCAGAACGUGCUCUGGAGCUCAACCCGAAAUUUUCAAAGGGGUAUUACCGUCGGGGGACGGGCUAUUUUUGCCUAGGAAACCUGAAAGCUGCACAACGCGAUUUCGAAAGAGUGUGCCAGCUGCGUGGCGGGAAAGAUGCAGAUGCUCUUUCUCGCCUGAAUGAGUGCAAAAAGCAGCUGAGAGCACAGGCGUUUGCAGCCGCCAUUCGCACGAAGCAGACAAUACCAACGUCGAAGCAGGUUCUCGCUGAGGGUCUAGAGAAGCUGUUCCCAGUCACGGCGGACUACACAGGACCCGUUUAUGAAAAGGGAAAAGUUGAUGCAAAGUUCUUGGAAUCUCUUUGUUCGUGGCUGCGCAGCCCGGAGAACCGGCUACACCCGCAGUACGCGUAUGCAAUGGCUGUGGACUUCAUUGACAUUCUCGAGCCCUUGCCAUCGCUAGUUAAUCUUGAAAUCCCUGCAGAUAAAGAGAUCACGGUAUGCGGAGACGUUCAUGGACAGUUUUAUGAUUUGAUGCACAUAUUCGAGAUCAACGGAAUGCCCUCUGAAGAUAAUCCUUAUCUCUUCAACGGCGAUAUAGUCGACAGGGGCAGCUUCUCAGUUGAGGUCCUGCUGACGAUGGUUGCGUGCAAGCUGGCCUACCCGAACCACAUGCACAUUACGCGCGGUAACCAUGAGACCAGCGAGAUGAAUGCUAUGUACGGAUUUAAGGGAGAGAUGUUAUACAAGUACGAUGAGAGGCUUUACCAAAUUUUCAGUGAGGCGUUCCGCUUGUUGCCACUGGCUUUUGUGGUGAAUAACAAGGCAUUUGUCGUUCACGGUGGCCUAUCUCGUCAGAAGGACGUAACCCUGGAUGACAUUCGCAAGAUUGACCGCAACAAGGAACCAGGUUCUGACGUGCUGAUGACGGAUUUAUUGUGGUCUGACCCCUCUGACGCUCCUGGGUUGACACCAUCGAAGAGAGGCGUUGCAUGCCAAUUCGGCCCCGACAUUACAGCUAAGUUCCUGAAGGAUAACAAUUUGAGCUUUGUUAUUCGUUCCCACGAAAUGAAGGAGGAGGGAUAUCAAGUUGAUCACGAUGGCAAACUGAUAACUGUGUUUAGCGCUCCUAAUUAUUGCGACGAAAUGGGCAAUAAGGGGGCUUUCAUCAGGCUGAACGGAUCAGAAAUGAAGCCGAAGUUCCACCAGUUCACGGCGGUUUCGCAUCCUCCAGGGCCUGCCAUGAAGUAUGCGAAUCCCAUGCUAAGUCUCAUAUGA
Molecule: messenger RNA, 1647 nt
Organism: Eimeria maxima
Lineage: Eukaryota; Apicomplexa; Conoidasida; Eucoccidiorida; Eimeriidae
Product: serine/threonine protein phosphatase, putative
Exons: 8
Coding region: 1-1647 (548 amino acids)
Cellular component (GO): nucleus; cytosol
Molecular function (GO): protein serine/threonine phosphatase activity; protein binding
Source: RefSeq, a predicted model, not a curated record